AUGGCGAACUGCAGGGUGAAGGAUGCCCACAGCAUUCACGGCACCAACCUGCAGUAUCUGGUGGAGAAGACAGAGGCCAUUGUAAAAUAUAUCCUAUUUGGUAAAAAUCCCAGAAGCUUAUCACCAGCUUUUGGAUAUUCACUAGAAGGACACUGGAUUCGUAUAAAAAAUGAAGAUUUCAAGUAUGUACGCAUGUUGGGAGCACUUUAUAUGAGGCUGACAGGCACUGCAAUUGAUUGCUACAAAUACCUGGAGCUUCUGUACAAUGAUUAUAGAAAAAUUAAGAACCAGAACCAAAAUGGAGAGUUUGAACUGAUGCACGUAGUUGAGUUCAUUGAUGAACUACUACACAGUGAGAGAGUCUGUGAUAUCAUUCUGCCCUGGCUACAGAAAUGCUAUAUGCUAGAGGAAGCUGAGCAAUUGGAGCCUUGUGUUAGCACUCUAGAAGAGGACAUGGAUGAUGUCCAGUCCAGUGAAGAAGAGGAAGAAGAGGAUGAGAAGUUGGAGAGAGUACCAUCAACAGAUCACCGCCAGAGAAGCUACUGAGACUUGGACAAGCCCCGUCGAUCUCCCACACUGCGCUACAGGAGAAGUAGGCAGAGUCGGUCUCCAAAAAGGAGGAGCCCUUCUCCUCGCAGAGAGAGGCAUCGAAGCAAGAGUCCAAGACGUCACCGCAGCAGGUCCCGAGAUAGAUGGCACAGAUCCCGCUCCAAGUCCCCAGGUCAUCACCAUAGUCAUAGACACAGGAGCCACUCAAAGUCUCCUGAAAGAUCUAAGAAAAGCCACAAGAAGAGCCAGAGAGGAAAUGAGUAAUGGACUCAGUUUAGGUUUAGUCCAAAGAGCCUCCUGCAAAUAUGAAGUCAUCU
Molecule: messenger RNA, 866 nt
Organism: Myotis brandtii (Brandt's bat)
Lineage: Eukaryota; Metazoa; Chordata; Mammalia; Chiroptera; Vespertilionidae
Product: pre-mRNA-splicing factor 38A-like
Exons: 3
Cellular component (GO): precatalytic spliceosome
Source: RefSeq, a predicted model, not a curated record